CAGCAUUCAAGCACUGAUUGUCGUAUCUAUCGCGGUGCUGAGAUCUCAAAUCCAAGUUAAUAUUCUGCCAUUCAUGAAAGAAAAAGAAAUACAACCUGUAAUGCAAACCAACGUAGCCAUGGCCGGCAUGUUCACUAUGCUCAAUAACAGCCAUUUGCGUCUUGAUGGUUCUGGUUCUGGAGGAGCUUCAAGUAGUUGGGAUGACGGAGGAGGGCGAUCUUCUCCUGGAAGUCGUUCACCGUUCCUGGCAAGAAAACUGAACCAUUUAGGUACAACGUCACCGAAGGAUAUUGGAACGUGUCGACCUGCGGCGGGCAGAGAAAGACUACCGCGAAGUAUUCGAAGGCAACAAAUCUACCAUCUGCAUCCCUUCAUUCGUCGCAGCGUGUGUACGAUUAUUUUAGCGGGUUUCGCCUUGACAACUGGUUUAGUAUUUCUCCUGCUUGAUAUUUUGGUUUUAAAUCAACCUAUUUCAAUUCGUGGUUUCGUUGUAACGGGCAUGGGCUUGCUGGUCGGAGUACUCGGAUUACUUUGGCUGAGACACAGCUUUGGGCAGCUAAAGUUGCUUAGAGAAAACUUGGAAAAGGCGAGAGAGGCAAAGCAAAAGCACGUGAAAUCCCAGUACCAACUAACAAACAUGAAUUUCCCACAUGCUAUGACGACAUUGGUAACCGAAUGUGCUGUGCGUCGACCACCCCAUACUCACGUUGCCGCAGAAAAAACGAAAAUCAAGUUUAGACUGACGACGCCAAGUGGUAACAGCUAUGCAGAUGAAUUCGGUGUUGAUUCGGAAUCAGAAAAUGACAAAACCUGCAUCGAAAAGAGUACUUCCCGCAUACCCUCUGUCCAAUACAACAAAGGGAACGGGAGCAAGAACCUUGAAAUAAAGUACAGGACUGCUGAAAUUUCAAGUGCAGGCCGGAAGAAAUUUGAACUUCAGCAAACGGAUCGCAGAAGCCUCGACUCAAGUUAUUUUUCAAAGCCGAGUAACCGCAAUUCAAAUUAUUCAGAAAAUAGUUUCAUUGAAGAGACCACCCUAAGAGAGUUCGUUACGUGCAACCACACGAACGCAAUUGAAAUCGUGCAGCUUCCAAAGUCUGUAAAAACAUCAUUCUAUUGAUUAUACCUUAAUCGACUUUUAUACACAAUAGGGUGGGGGGAGACAUGACACCCUUUUAUCUCUAUUUUUCGUCCCUUUUAGUAGUAAACAAAAAA
This is a messenger RNA of Ciona intestinalis (vase tunicate), 1215 nucleotides long. RefSeq lists its product as uncharacterized. The record is from RefSeq and is a predicted model, not a curated record. Lineage: Eukaryota; Metazoa; Chordata; Ascidiacea; Phlebobranchia; Cionidae.